GAUAGUUUGACAACUCAAUCAAAGGUCAAUUUGUGUUUUUUUUUUAACUAGUAGGAUCUUGUUUUAUUUUAAGUUGCUUAAUUAUCAAUAGUAAGCUUACGAUGAUGCAGCAAGUGGGCCUGAUGAAAUUUUCAUGGAAAUAUGUUGCAGGGUCAACAUGUUUAAGUUUUUGCAAAAGGACAAUUUCUGUGCUUAGUUCACAGAUGCAUUAUCAGUUUAUGCAGCAGUCGAAGUUGCCUACUCUAUAUUUUCAAAGCUCGUUGCCGAGGCUGCCAAUUCCUGAUAUAAAAUUGACAAUUGAGCGGUUUCUUUCAGCUGUAAAGCCGCUAUUAGACCAAGAAGAAUAUAACAAAACCGUUCGCAUUUUAUCAGACUUCCGAAACUGUGAUGGGGCUGAGUUACAGGCACUUUUACAGAAGAGCGAUACAUCAAAUAAACACACUAGUUACAUCUCUGAGCCAUGGUUUGACAUGUACCUGAGCGAUCGGAGCCCAUUACCACUUAACUAUAAUCCUUUGCUCAUAAUGAAGCAUGACAAGAGAAAUGAAUAUCAAAAUCAGCUUGUGCGUGCCACAAACUUAGUGAUAAGUUCUAUGAGAUUUUGGCGUUCAUUACAAGCAGAUCUCUUAGAACCCGAGAUUUACCAUUUGAAUGCAAAGAAAAGUGACACCCAAGGUUUUCGGAAUUUAGUGCGACUCGUGCCGCGUAAUGUAGCCACCUAUGCAGCAUAUGCUUUUAAGGCUUUUCCAUUGGAUAUGAGUCAGUAUAGCAGAUUGUUUGGAGUAUCUAGAAUACCAGGGAAAGGAAAAGAUUGGUUGGUGCAGCAUGAAAACUCAAAACAUAUAUUGGUUAUGCGUGGAGGAAACAUGUAUUCUGUAGAUGUGUUGGACAAAGAUGGCAACAUAGAACAACCUAGAGUGAUUAUGCGUCGUUUAAAUGCCGCUUUAAAUUUGGAUAAACAGGCCGGACCGUCUCCCGUGCCCAUUGGUGUUUUGACAUCUAUCAACCGAGAUGAAUGGGCCACCGUGCGGCAGCAUUUAAUCGAGAAUUUGGGAGCAGAAAACAAACGUUUAAUUGAAACGGAAGUGGAUUCGGCGCUAUUUUGCUUAUGUUUCGAUACUCCAGAUGAUCCCGUUUAUAAUGAAGAAAAUUUUGUACCAUUGCUAAAGCACCUACUUGCUGGAGAUGGAAAAAAUCGCUGGUUCGAUAAGUCUGUGUCACUAAUAGUAAGCGCGGAUGGUACAGCUGCAUUAAAUUUCGAACAUUCUUGGGGCGAUGGUGUUGCGGUCUUGAGAUAUUUUAAUGAAAUAUAUAAAGAAACAACCGAAAAUCCUUUUGCAAGUCCUAGUUUGGAGUUAGGCAAUGCGGGAGACACAAAUGCCGUAAGGUCAAUCACACUAAAGACAGAUGAACUAAUAAAAAGUGCGGUAGAGAAAACGGUUUUUACUAAUAACCAAUUAAUGAAGCGGCUUAAUAUAGACAUGCUUCGUUAUCCGCAGAUAAACAAGGUUUUAUGCAAACAGCACGGCUUAAGUCCUGAUGCGAUAAUGCAACUUUCUUUUCAAAUUGCAUACAAGCGUGCAUUUAACGGUUAUGUUGGCACUUAUGAAUCGUGUAGCACGGCUGCGUUUCGACAUGGUCGUACUGAGACUGUGCGACCGUGCACCAUGGCAACAAAAGAAUUUUGUGAGAGCCUUAUGCAAAGCCAAAGUAAGAAUCUUGAAUCAAAAGAAUUAUAUAGUUCUAUUAAACGGUGUUCCGAAGUGCAUAACAAGUUAGUGAAAGAGGCUGCCAUGGGGCAAGGCUUCGAUAGACACUUGUUUGCCUUAAAACACCAAGCUUUAGUACAUGGUAAACGUUUACCACAAAUAUAUGACAGCGAAGCAUAUGCAAAAAUCAAUCACAACAUAAUCAGUACAUCAACAUUAUCUUCAAAUGCUUUGCUGGCGGGCUCAUUUGGUCCUGUAGUUGCGGAUGGAUUGGGUAUUGGAUAUUCAAUACAGGAUGGCUAUUGUGGUGCGAUAGUAUCGUCUUACGAACAACAGCGUGAUGGAAAAGAAUUUGUUCACAACCUUGAAGCAGCAUUAAAAGACAUACACACUAUUUUAAAUACAAUUAAUUAGCAUGAGUUAUGUUUUUUAAAUAAAUUUUUAAACAGACAAUUAUUUUUAAUCCGUAACUGUCUGAGCUAUGUA
Molecule: messenger RNA, 2195 nt
Organism: Rhagoletis zephyria (snowberry fruit fly)
Lineage: Eukaryota; Metazoa; Arthropoda; Insecta; Diptera; Tephritidae
Gene: CPT2
Product: Carnitine palmitoyltransferase 2
Biological process (GO): fatty acid beta-oxidation
Cellular component (GO): mitochondrion
Molecular function (GO): carnitine O-palmitoyltransferase activity
Source: RefSeq, a predicted model, not a curated record